Messenger RNA from Gavia stellata (red-throated loon), 8084 nucleotides. It is a transcript of the gene ADAMTSL1, whose product is annotated as ADAMTS like 1. NCBI's taxonomy places the organism in Eukaryota, Metazoa, Chordata, Aves, Gaviiformes, Gaviidae. The record is from RefSeq and is a predicted model, not a curated record. Gene Ontology annotation, cellular component: extracellular matrix. Gene Ontology annotation, molecular function: metalloendopeptidase activity. Gene Ontology annotation, biological process: extracellular matrix organization. The coding region runs from base 90 to 5375 and encodes 1761 amino acids. The transcript has 29 exons.
GUUCGCACCAGCGCUGGAUGUGACAGCAGGCAGCCGAGCGCUUCGCAGCUUGCGCAGUGUCCAACCCCCGGUCCGGCACGGACCCGAGCAUGGAGGGCUGCCGCUGGACAACUGCUGGCACCCUGCUUCUGGCUUCCCUCGUCCUGAGCUCCAGAACAGCUCGCUCAGAGGAAGACCGAGACUCACUGUGGGAUGCCUGGGGCUCGUGGAGCGAAUGUUCACGCACUUGUGGAGGAGGGGCUUCGUAUUCCCUGAGACGCUGCCUGAGCAGCAAGACCUGUGAAGGGCGAAACAUCCGGUACAGGACGUGCAGCAAUGUGGACUGCCCGCCAGAAGCAGGUGAUUUUCGUGCCCAGCAGUGCUCUGCUCACAACGACGUCAAGUACCAGGGACAGUUUUACGAGUGGCUUCCCGUCUCAAAUGACCCCGACAACCCAUGCUCGCUGAAGUGCCAGGCCAGAGGAGUGGCUCUGGUUGUGGAGCUGGCGCCAAAGGUUCUGGAUGGGACCCGGUGCUACACUGAAUCCCUGGAUAUGUGCAUCAGUGGCUUGUGCCAAAUCGUUGGCUGUGACCGCCAGCUGGGAAGCACUGUCAAGGAAGACAACUGUGGGGUCUGCAAUGGCGAUGGGUCCACCUGCCGGCUGGUUCGAGGCCAGUAUAAGUCCCAGCUCUCAGCAAAUAAACUGGAUGAUACAGUGGUCGCUAUUCCUUAUGGAAGCAGGCAAGUUCGCCUCGUGCUGAAAGGACCCGAUCAUCUAUAUUUGGAAACCAAGACUCUCCAAGGUGCAAAGAGUGAAAACAGCCUCAGCUCCACAGGCUCCUUCCUCGUGGACAAUUCUAGCAUCGACUUCCAGAAGUUUCCUGACAAGGAGAUAUUAAGAAUAUCUGGGCCUCUCACUGCAGAUUUCACUAUCAAGAUCCGCUAUGCUGGUGCUGCUGACAGUUCAGUUCAGUUUAUCUUCUAUCAGCCUAUCAUUCAUCGAUGGAGGGAAACUGAUUUUUUUCCUUGUUCAGCAUCCUGCGGAGGAGGUUAUCAGCUGACAUCUGCUGAAUGUUUUGAUCUGAGAAGCAACCGGGUAGUAGCAGAUCAAUACUGUCACUAUUAUCCUGAAAAUAUCAAGCCAAAGCCAAAACUUCAAGAGUGUAAUCUGGAUCCUUGUCCUGCAAGUGAUGGAUACAAGCAGAUCAUGCCCUAUGACCUCUACCAUCCCCUUCCUCGAUGGGAAAGUACACCCUGGACUGCCUGUUCCUCAUCCUGUGGAGGGGGCAUUCAAAGCCGCAGCAUCUCAUGUGUGGAAGAAGACAUUCAGGGUCAUAUCAGCCCUGUGGAAGAAUGGAAGUGCAUGUAUACUCCAAAGAUGCCUGUUGUCCAGCCUUGCAAUAUAUUUGACUGCCCAAAGUGGCUUGCUCAGGAAUGGUCUCCGUGCACUGUGACCUGUGGACAAGGACUCAGAUACCGUGUGGUCCUUUGCAUUGAUCACAGGGGGCUGCAUACAGGAGGCUGUAGUCCUAAAACAAAGCCACACAUAAAAGAAGAGUGCAUUGUACCCACUCCUUGCUACAAACCCAAAGAGAAACUUCCUGUGGAAGCAAAGUUGCCAUGGUAUAAGCAGGCUCAAGAGCUGGAGGAAGGAGCAGUAGUGUCUGAAGAACCAUCGUUUAUUCCUGAGGCUUGGUCCACCUGUAGUGUCACCUGUGGAGUGGGCAGCCAGGUGCGGCUUGUGAAAUGUCAAGUGCUCCUCUCUUUCUCUCAGUCUGUGGCUGACUUGCCUAUCGAUGAAUGUGAAGGUCCCAAACCUGUGUCUCAGAGAGCCUGUUACAGUGGCCCCUGCAGUGGAGAGGCAACUGAAUAUACCCCAGAGGAAACUGAGCUGCUGUUUGGCAGCUUGCAGGAGUUUGACGAGCUCUAUGACUGGGAAUACGAGGGCUUUACAGAGUGUUCAGAGUCCUGCGGAGGAGGUGUCCAGGAGGCUGUGGUGACCUGCCUGAACAAACAAACCAGAGAGACUGCUGACGAAACACUCUGUGUAACCAGCCGCCGUCCUCCACAGCUGCUGAAAGCCUGCAGCCUGGACCCCUGUCCCCCAAGAUGGGAGAUUGGGAAAUGGAGCACCUGCAGUCUUACCUGUGGAGUUGGAUUGCAGACACGAGAUGUCUUCUGUUCUCAUCUACUAUCAAGAGAGACUAAUGAGACAGUGAUUUUGGCAGAUGAAUUGUGCUAUAAACCUAAGCCAUCCCUCGUGCAAGCCUGUAAUCGCUUUGACUGCCCACCCUGCUGGUAUCCUACAGAAUGGCAAGAGUGUUCACAGACAUGUGGCAGUGGUGUCCAGAGGCGAGAUACACUUUGUAAGCAGCGCCUGGCAGAUGGAAGCUUGUUAGAGUUGCCAGAAACCUUCUGCUCCACACCAAGGCCAGUUACCCAGCAAGCCUGCAAAAAUGACGAUUGUCCCAAUGAGUGGCUUCUCUCUGACUGGACACAGUGUUCAGUGAGCUGUGGAGAGGGCACCCAGAGUCGAAAUGCCAUUUGCAGAAAGAUGCUGAAAACCGGGCGUUCUGUCAUCAUCAAUUCCUCACUGUGCCCACCUUUACCAUUCUCAUCCUUGAUCAGGCCCUGUGCACUAGGCACCUGUGCAAGGCACAACAGGCCAGCUCAUAAGCAAAGCCCCCAUAUUAUGGCUAUAAAGAAAGUUUACAUCCAGAUGAGGAAGCAGAAGAAGCUACACUUUAUUGUGGGUGGAUAUGCCUACCUGCUGCCCAAAACCUCUGUUAUUCUCCGAUGCCCCACAAGGAGGUUCCGGAAAUCAAUGAUCAUUUGGGAUAAGGAUGACAAGAGGCUCAUCAGCUCAGCUCACAUCACCAUUGCACCCUACGGCUACAUGAAAAUCCAUCGUUUGAAGCCUUCAGACACUGGGACAUACACCUGCAUAGCAGGGCCAGCCCGGGAGUAUUUUGUAAUUAAACUAAUUGGAAGCAACAAGAAGAUUAUUGCUGGGCAGCCAACUGGUAUUAGAGAGGAAGAGGCCAUGAGAAAGGCCAGCUUAAAUGAAGCCUUGCGAACACAGGGGAAACAUAUCAACAAGAUUCUCUUCAAUGGGAGCAAGGCUGAAAAGCGAGGGCACCUUGCUGACCCCAGCAGCUGGUAUGACUAUAUUGUCUCAAGGCUGCUACAGCACAGGGGCUGGCCAGGGGAAAAUCUGGAGUCCUGGGAAGCCCAGGAGUCCACGGAGAGAAAUGCAUCUACAGAGGAGGAUCAGAGCAGGGAGUAUAGCCUGCCAUUUACUAUGGUCACAGAGCAGAAACGCUUGGAUGAUAUUAUAAGGAAUUUGUCUCAACAGCCUGAGGAACUUAAAAAUAUCUACACUGAGCAACUUGUUGUGCAGCUGGCUCACGAGGUUUUCAAUAGCCACUUGGAGCACCAGGAAUCUGUCCUCAAAGCGUCAAGGCGAAGAGUAGAUUCAACCUCAGUGGAGUACCCUCUCCACAGACAUGUUUCGGGAUUUACCAGCUCCCUGAGGACCUCAUCUGCUGAAGCAUUUCUUCCCACUUCUGUAGACCUGGCAAAUGGCUUGCGCAGACCUCAUCAAAAGCCUGCUAUCCUCCGAAAGAUUUCAGCAGCCCAACAGCUUUCUGCUUCAGAGGUUGUUACCCACCUGGGACAGACGGUAGUCCUAGCCAGUGGCACGCUGAGCGUGCUGCUUCACUGCGAAGCAGUGGGAAACCCAAAGCCCACCAUCAGCUGGGCUAAGAACGGAGAGGAGGUGGAAUACAAUGAUAGGAUACUACUUCAACCUGAUGACUCCUUGCAGAUUCUAGCACCCGUGGAAGCUGAUGUGGGUUUCUAUGCUUGCAAUGCAUCAAAUGCCCUGGGAUCUGACUCUGUCUCCAUUGCUGUCACUCUAGCAGGAAAGCCACUGAUCAAGGCAUCAAGAGCUACUGUGAUCAACACUGAAUCACCUGCUGUCACUGUUGAUAUUGGAAGCACAGUGAAAACAAUCCAGAGAGCAAAUGUUACCAUUAGCUGCCAGGUCGCAGGUGUUCCGGAAGCAGAAGUUACUUGGUUUAAGAACAAGGUCAAGGUGUCCUCUGCUCACCAUCUGCAUGAUGGGUUGCUGUUAAUUGCAAAUGUUUCUCUGUCAGAUCAGGGGUUGUACUCCUGCAAGGCAGUUAAUCUUCGUGGGGAGGUAACUGAAAGCUCCCAACUGUUGGUUCUUGAGCCUCCACGACCUAUUCCUUAUCUUGAAGACUUGACAGCAGUGCUUUCCAGUGCUGGGACCAGCAUUUGUUCAGUGCUGACCUCUCCUUCAGGAACAAAAAUGACCGUCAGCCCAGGGACCUCUGCUUUCAUAGGUUGUGCUGUGGAUGGUCAUCCAACCCCCAACAUCACCUGGCUUUACUCUGGCGAGCCUCUCAGUCUACAGCAUCACCUCCUAGCAGCGGGCCGGAUUCUUCAGAUACUCAACGUCAGUGAUGCUCCUGAUGGUGAAUUCAGCUGCCUUGCUCAGAAUGAGGCUGGCUCGCUCACACAAAAAACAUCCCUGGCUAUACAAGAAUACCGGUGGUCAGUGGACAAACUGAUGGCUUGUUCAGCUUCCUGCGGCCACAAAGGGGUGCAGCUGCCCCAGCUGAGAUGCUUACUGGAUGGGGCUGAAGUCAACAUAUCCCACUGCAAAGAGAAGCCCAAGCCAGCUCUGCAGCCCAUCGCAUGCAACAGGAGAGACUGUCCUUCACGAUGGAUGGUAACAUCGUGGUCUCCUUGCACACGGAGCUGCAGUGGAGGCAUCCAGAUGCGGCGAGUGACAUGUCAGCGCCUGACAGCGAAAGGCAGUUCUGUCUCAAUGUCGAAUGAGGCUUGUGCCCAGGUGUCCAAGCGCCCUGUGGACACACAGAACUGUAACAGGCAGCCCUGUGUUGAGUGGGUGGCCUCCUCCUGGGGCCAGUGUAACGGGCCUUGCAUUGGACCACGACUGGCUGUACAGCACAGACAGGUAUUUUGCCAGACCAAAGAUGGGACUUCCGUGUCAUCAGAUCAAUGCAGUGCCUUACCAAGGCCUUUGAGCACCCAGAACUGCUGGACCGAUGUCUGCGGUGUGCACUGGAGGGUCAGCCUGUGGACCGUCUGCACAGCUACGUGCGGAAACUACGGCUUCCAGUCCCGGCGCGUGGACUGCGUGCAUGUCCUCACCAACAAGCCCGUGCUGGAGCAUCACUGCUCCUGGAGGCCACGGCCGGCAAACUGGCAGCGCUGCAACAUCACACCCUGUGAAAACAUGGAGUGCAGGGACACCACAAGGUACUGUGAGAAAGUAAAGCAGCUCAAACUCUGCCAGCUCACCCAGUUCAAGUCACGCUGCUGUGGGACUUGUGGAAAAGCUUGAAGACAAAAGCAGUGAAAAUGGAGGAACAAGGGGAUCACAGCCUUUGCUUCACUGAGGCAAGGACUUUUACGGAAAAUAUAAAUGGAAUUGAAAUCUUUUUUUCAUUUUAUUUAUUUAUUUCCCUUUUUUAAAAAGAAGAAAACCUUUUACCAAAUCAUUGUUGUAAAGGGACUUGACAAGUUUUCCCUUGUAUAAAUCUGGGAGACAGAAUGCAGCAAAACAUGGUCAUGAGGGUAGACCACCAAGAGUCAGUGAGACCCACGCCACCAACAAUGGUCCUGAGAGGAGUGGGGCUGCCCCAUGAUCCAUGUACAUGCCUGGGAAUACACCAACAGACAGAUGGGGAAGCUGAUCAGAGUGAAAACCUAGCAUUGCAUUGAACCACCACAAUAUGAAACAAAUAAUCAAACAGCUUGACAGGUCAUGGGGUACUGGAGAAAAAAAAAGGUCUAAACUAAACAGGCAGUAUACAGAUACUUCAUCUUUCUUAGACUACUUUGAGAAUAUAAGCAUAUGAUCUUGCUUUAUAAACCUGCUUGUUACAUCCAAGAUUGGAUUCCUUUUUUUUCUUUCUAAACCCAUCUCUCCUUCUCAUGCCAGGCCUUCAAAUUAUUUCAGUGGGAGAUCCUCAUGAUCUUUGAGGAUCUGGUGUCUGGCGAAGUUGAACAAUGGUGUGUAGUCUGAGUGAGUCUAAAACACACCUGAAAAUGUUCCCAGGUUGAGCUCUGAGGGAGGAUUGGGGAUAGGAGGGUUGCCCUCAGCACAGAGGUGAGGUGAUAAUGUUAAUCAUUAUCCAGGAGAAGGAGAGAAAGUAUUAUCUGCUAUUGACAGACUGUAGUACAAACCUGCAAAUGCUGUCCUGUAGAGAGCACAGGCAGGGAAGAUGAUAGCAAUUAUCUGUGGUAACAGGAGCUACUUCACAUACUCCAUCCUACUAAGACUUAUUUGGACAAGAGAGGACUACCAGUUCCCAGAGUUCAGGUGCUUUCAGACCUGGGGUUUUGGAAAGCAACUUGAGGAAGUGGGUUUUCCUAUCCUGCUAACGUGAAAUUUCUCUUUCCUGGCAGGCAAGCCUUUUGGACAAGUAGUAGAAAGAGCUGUAUUCUGAUUUCUUGUGGUUAUUCCUACUCAGUAGAAACAGAAUGGAUUCAGCAUCAGCCACAGAGGACUAAUGCCAAUAUUUUUUAACAAACUUGCUCCUCUUCAGCUGCCUCCCACAAAAAAACAGGUGCUAUAAAGCUGCACAUUUUUAAGCCCAUGAAUAAUGCCCUGAAGAUAUGAUAUAAAAAGGGAGGCUCAAACCUCACACCCACAGCAUGACUUUGCCUGCUGUCUGUGAGUCUUUCCCCCUGGCCAGCUGCAGUGGUUAUUCAGCCAGUGAAGUGCUUCAUCCUUUUAGUUCCUGGGCACUCUCUGCUCUGCUCAGAAUAGGGCCCUAAAAUUAGAGGAAAUCUGCAAAGUAGGGUGUUUGAAUGUUGUGAAACUUUAAAGGAGAGCUAUCUGGAUCUCAGGCUCUGACCAACUCUAAAUUAAAGGCCUGGCUGUGCCUCUCCUGAGACCCCCAGUGGGACUCAUGCCUUGUGGUACGUUAAUGAAAUGCUGUUCAAGGGCUGCUGUGUUACAGUUUCCAUGACACGUGGCUUGUUCAGCAAAACUGGGAGUCCGCAUUUGGGGUCAGUGCCAGGUUCAUGAUGUUAAACUGUCUCAAGUUGGGUUACUUCAAAACACAUCUGGCAGUGAGCACUUACUACAAAUGAGUCUUCAAGAAAUAGUGUUGCUAAGCAUCAGUGUAACUUUUUAUUUAAAAAAAGAAGAAUGUCUUUCUAUGUAUGUAAAUGUAUAUCAUUUCUGUAUAUUUAUUAGGAUUUCUUGUACAAAAAGUGCAAUAUUAAUAAUUGUACAUUAUUUUGUUCAGAUAAAACUAUUUUGGGUUUUUUUAAAAUCUCCCCAGAAUUUUGUUCCUCUAAAAUCAACAGUAAUAGUGUAUUUCUCUUAAGUUUAAUAGCAUUUGCAUUUAAUUGGGGAUCUGCUUCACUGUGCACAGAGUGCUUUAUAAACUAUGACAUGAGGGAGGAAUGAUGUUUUUAACUUGUGAAAUGAUAAUUAUGCAUGGAAUGAAGGACAAUUCCUUAACAACAAUAAUAAUAAUAAUAAUUAUGAUGAUGACGAUGUGGUGGAUAUUUCUAGUAAGGUAGUUCACAAAAAGCAGUACAGGGAAGUAUUUUCAUUUGUUUAAUAGCAAAACAUAUUCAGAUGAUCACAUGUUGAAUAGUAGCUGUGUAACUGUGCAUAGGGUAACAUGCAGGAUCAGAUCUGGAGGGGCCACUGUGUUGUCUCUGCACAGUGUGGAUUUAAUUUCACGUGUCUGUCCUCUGAAUUGUGACUUGGCAGCAUCUCAGUUAAGGAUUGCUGGAUAUUUUAAAAAAGGACACUUUCCUUCUCUAAAAAGAAAACAAAACAGCAAACUUGUAUUUAUAUAACUUUUUGUACAAGUAAUGCAAGUUACUUACUUACCUACUGCUGUCUGACGUGUUGUUUAUUAAUCUUAAAAACAAAAAGCAAACAAAGUAGCAAAGCUGUUGGAGUACUCUGUCCUUAUUCUGUAUUAUGAUAACAGCACACAGCUGUUACACAAAGUACACAUGAUCUACCUGCCUUGGGGAAAGACGAUUAUCUUAACUUGUUUUUAAAAGUCUCUAGCUGUUAUGA